AUGCGAAAUUCCCCUCCAAAACUCCCGACCUGUGCGAGAAGCGUUCGAGCCCUAUCACCGAGAGCCCAAGCCACUUCGUUUCGCUCGCAGAGCCCUUCCCAUGCCCAUGCCCGGCGACAGCUGUCCAUGGACAUGAGUAGGGGCCGACACAACGAGCGGUCCAGACCAGUCUCACCUGUCAAUUCUGCCCGGCCCGCAUCCAACACUACAUCACGACGUUCCUCCCCAGCGACGGGUCCAGAGCACGGUGGUUUUGUGUCCCGCAAAAGCCGCAGCCGAUCUCCCAUGCGCCCUUCGCCUCCGCAUCGGUCCUCGGGACUCGCAGGACCUCCUCCUUACCGAGAUCGCGAUUCGACGCAAACCCUGGAAGCUACGCCCUUUGGAAGGGGACAAGGAAAACUGAAUCAACCUGAAGGCGAAUCCUCGGAGCCCGUUCAAUCCCGAUUUGGAGGCUAUGUCCCAACGCAGCCAAGAAAUACAGGCAAUCACCAGUCUCCACCGUCAGGUCCCUCCCAAGGACCUAGGGCGAUGCCUUCACAUCCCCGAGGCUCUCAUAAUAUGAACUUUUUAUCGGCGCCAACACGUCCGCGUCGUGGCCCCGCUGCUCGAGACGGGCCGUGGCCCGGUGCUCCCAUGACUCGUCGCGGGCCACCUACGACUGCACCGCACACCCCUUCCGGUCCUCGGGCUUCCUUCACGCCUCCGAUGCCUGGCGGGAAUUUCCGUCAUUCAGGAUCCCGACAGAAUAGCACUGCCCCCGUGGUUUCCUCUCCCGUGAUCAAACCUCCGAACCACUUGGCGGGACUCUGUACCUUGAUGCCAGGUGGCAGGACACUAACAUCGGUCUUGGAAGUCGCAACGGAGAAGCGCCUAUCCCAACUUGAGUCAGAUCAGGAGAAACUUCUUGAGCAACUGGCCGAGUCCCAAAAAUUGAAACGAGCUGGACUUCGUGACUGGGAUCGAUUGGAUCAUGAAAGCUCUAUUUGUGCACUCAAAAGCGAACUAGCCGAGGGACAUUUACAACGUAUGGCAGAUGAGACGAUCGGAGGAGGAAUUCCAUUCUAA
Molecule: messenger RNA, 1065 nt
Organism: Penicillium odoratum
Lineage: Eukaryota; Fungi; Ascomycota; Eurotiomycetes; Eurotiales; Aspergillaceae
Exons: 1
Coding region: 1-1065 (354 amino acids)
Source: RefSeq, a predicted model, not a curated record